GCAGUUGUGCUGGGAGAACUGACCCUUUGGGUGUUGACAACAGUGCCUGGGAAUUAGAAACACUCUGGAUCCCCGACCUCAAUGCUUCACAUGCAAGUCCUGAACGAUCAUCCGGAGGGCACUCCUUCAGUACAGCUCUCCUCAUGUCCCCACCAGGUGGUCAGGAGUUAAGAGGAGCCAAAUACAACACAGGUCAGAGGCGAGGACAAGAUGACAGGCUUCCUGCCCCAGAGGAGACUGAUGCUCCUAUUUCUGCUUUUGACUGCUGUUCUGGGGAUCUACAUACUGCAUGCAAAUAUGGACAGGAAGCGGUGGCUUCAAGAUGACCAACACAUUGUCCCGGAUCACAAUGGGUUGCUUUACUCCAAAGAUGACAGCAACAGCUCCUUGGAUUACCGGCUAGAGGUUGAUUUGACACGUGCAAAACAAGAACAGCAAAGAAAGGACGCCCAGUCUAACACCUUACAAACUGCAGUGCGAGCGUCCUUACAGCAGAAUCUAAACUCUUCAGAUUCUGAAAAACGGGAGUCUAACCUCACCAAAGCGUCAGAGGAGCUCCUCAAACAAGCCGAACCCUCAGAGCCAGACUUCUUUGGCGACAGAUACGCCACUGAUGUUCCACUGCAAACCAGCUGUUCCAGUAGUAUUCGGAGAAAGGUGUCUCAAACUCCCUUUGCCAAAAAAUUUCUGGAGAAUGUGCCGGUUCUGCAGUGGGCCAAGCAUUUCUCAGAGCAAGAGUACCAGCGUUUAAGCCGCUACCAAGGUGCCCAUGGAUGGGGCAGUGUAGAUAUGGAUGUUCUGAAGAACUCGCUGGCCCUCUUGAACACUACAGCCAACCGCCUGAUGUUUGAUGACUGGGAGAGAAGAGGGAACAGGUCGCACUGUAUCCGCUGUGCUGUAGUGGGGAAUGGGGGAAUCCUGAAUGGGUCCAAGAAAGGCCGGGAGAUCGACCAACAUGACUAUGUCUUCAGGACGAAUGGUGCGGUCAUUAAAGGCUUUGAGGAAGAUGUUGGCAAUCGCACCUCCCUCUACACCUUCUCCACCAACACCUUGCGCAACUCAAUGCGAAGCUACGCUGGUGUAGGUUACCGGGGCCCUCCUCUGGACAAGGAGACCAAGUAUGUUUUCUUGCCUGAUCAUGACCGUGACUACAUCCUCAUGAGAGCGGCGGCCACACACACACCGAUUGAGAAGGGGCCAGAGAAAAGUGCUAAGCCACCCAGCUAUUUUGGAAGCAACGUGACGGUAGAGAAAUUUAAAAUGUAUCAUCCAGACUUUAUUCGUUACAUUAGAAACAGGUUUCUGUGUUCACACACACUCAACACCAGGUAUAAAAACAUCUACAGGCCAUCUACAGGAGCCGUGAUGCUACUGGCAGCUCUUCAUACUUGUGACCAGGUGAGUGCCUAUGGAUAUAUGACCUCCGACUACAACAAAUAUUCGGACCACUACUAUGACAAAACUCGCAAUCCGGUGCGUUUCUAUGCCAACCAUGACCUGCGGAUGGAGCUGAUGUUAUGGCAGCAGCUGCACCAGGCUGGACUGAUACAGCUCUACAUGCGAACAUAAACACACCACGACACUAACUUGAAGGCAAGGUGUCAAGUGCCCCGUGGGAAGUGGGGUGGAAUAUACUGUGGACAAAAAAAAAUAAACCUGUGUCUGUUAUUUGGCCUCUCUGACUGGCCUAAAGCUCAAUAAGCUGUCACUGGUGAAGGCAAGAAAUCCUUUCAAGACUUUUUGUUUUGUUUUCAGUUUUAUUUAUUGACUGAUUACCAGAGUUCAGUCUCCUAGCUUAAUCAGUGACUCAGGGUGUGUGUGUGUGUGUGUGUGUGUGUGUGUGUGUGUGUGUGUGUGUGUGUGUGUGUGUGUGUGUGUGUGUUGAAGGGAAACGAUUACUGUCCUCACCUGUUGGGAAUAGAACAUCCUCCCAACACAGCCUUGUUGCACACUGUGGCUGCCACAACAGAAUCUCCUGCCUCCUUUUAAAGUUUUUUUUUUUUUCUCUUUCCUUUCAUGUUUGUUAUUGUAAAUUUGACAUUUACUGUCCUUUUUCUGUCCUCUUGUCACGUUCCAGUGCAGGGAGAUCUGCAGGGCUGUUAAAGGUAUCAAGGGUUGGGGAAAUUGGAAAGGAAUCUGAAAGAAGAAAUCUGGAGGUCGUAGAUUUCUCACGACAACAUUUUCAAAAUAAGCAUGUCAUUUGUUCAAUAUAUCCCAUUUUCCAGUUGGAGAAUCUGUUCCAAUGAAGGAGCAACAGCUGCUUUCAAAGGCGGGAAUAGGGAGGAAAUAUGCAGCAUUGGCUGAAGCCAGACAGGCUAUUGUAUCGUUUUUGUUCUAAACCGUCCAUUUACUGAUCAGUAUAAUGCAGCAUGAAGGAAUAACGGCUGAUAAGGUGUUCGAUAAUAGAAACUAUAAUACUGUAAGAUGCCUUCUGUUUAAGAUGCCUUAGGAUUUAAGUGCCGUCUGUGUGUGUGAGUGUGUGUGUGUGUGUGCGCGUGUGUGAGUGCGUGAACACUGUGAAGUGACAUUUUCUGAAGUUUCAGCAACAAUGCAUCUUACUGAUACACUCUACCAAAGAGUAAUUAAUAAAUAACUGUAAUAAAACAUAAUGAAGCAACUUUUAUACCA
Molecule: messenger RNA, 2628 nt
Organism: Pygocentrus nattereri (red-bellied piranha)
Lineage: Eukaryota; Metazoa; Chordata; Actinopteri; Characiformes; Serrasalmidae
Gene: st6galnac
Product: ST6 (alpha-N-acetyl-neuraminyl-2,3-beta-galactosyl-1,3)-N-acetylgalactosaminide alpha-2,6-sialyltransferase
Exons: 9
Coding region: 211-1569 (452 amino acids)
Molecular function (GO): sialyltransferase activity
Source: RefSeq, a predicted model, not a curated record